This is a messenger RNA of Pungitius pungitius (ninespine stickleback), 3182 nucleotides long. RefSeq names its product opsin 7, group member a (gene opn7a). The transcript is spliced from 5 exons. Gene Ontology annotation, molecular function: G protein-coupled photoreceptor activity. The coding region runs from base 1 to 1353 and encodes 450 amino acids. Gene Ontology annotation, biological process: visual perception; phototransduction; G protein-coupled receptor signaling pathway. Gene Ontology annotation, cellular component: plasma membrane. The record is from RefSeq and is a predicted model, not a curated record. Lineage: Eukaryota; Metazoa; Chordata; Actinopteri; Perciformes; Gasterosteidae.
AUGCGGCCCUCAGAUGAAGACGUGGACUUCCACUCUAGCAUACCAGGUCCAAUGGAUAUAAUGGUGGCUGUGGUCUACUCUGUUUUCGGAGUGUGUUCACUGGUUGGCAACAGCACCCUGCUGUACGUCUCGUACAAGAAAAGGCACCUGCUGAAGCCAGCCGAGUUCUUCAUCAUCAACCUCGCCGUUAGUGACUUGGGCCUGACUCUGUCGCUCUACCCCAUGGCGAUAACCUCAAGCUUCUACCACAGGUGGCUGUUUGGGAAAACAAUGUGCUCCCUGUACGCUUUUUGCGGCAUAUUCUUUGGCAUCUGCAGCCUCACCACUCUAACCCUGCUGAGCAUGGUGUGCUUUGUGAAAGUAUGCUACCCGCACUAUGGGAACAGGUUUAACUCAGUUCACGGGCGUCUGCUCAUUGCCUGUGCUUGGCUCUACGCCCUGUUGUUUGCCUGCUGCCCGCUUGCCCACUGGGGGAAAUACGGACCGGAGCCGUACGGCACCGCCUGUUGCAUCGACUGGCGCCGUUCCAAUCAGCACUCUGCGGCCCGUUCCUAUACUGUGGUGCUGUUCAUCUUGUGCUACAUCAUUCCAUGCUGUGUGAUUGUUGCUUCUUACGCGAGCAUUCUGGUCACAGUGCACGCAUCCCGCAAGAACAUGGAGCGCCAUGUGUCGAGGCACACACACAUGAGCAGCCUCCAGACAAUUAUUGUGAAGCUUAGCGUUGCGGUCUGCAUCAGUUUCUUCGCCGCGUGGAGUCCAUACGCGGUGGUGUCGAUGUGGGCGGCCUUCGGACACAUUGAGAACAUCCCUCUUCUGGCAUUCGCCUUGCCGGCCAUGUUCGCCAAGUCCUCUACCAUCUACAACCCAAUCAUCUACCUGAUGCUGAGGCCGAAUUUCCGCAGGGUGAUGUGCAGGGAUCUGGCCACUCUGUGCAACGCCUUUCUGAAGGACUGCCUCUGCCAUCAGUGGCCAGCGAAGUGCUGCACCAAGACAGAGAUCGGUGCCAAACGUCCCUCAGUCCACAGAAAGACUCACCAAUUCCCUUCAUCCAACUCCUGUGCGCAGCCUCCUAUGGCGGCAUUGAAGGAUCACGGCUGUGAGAGGUGUAUGGAUGCUUUUGAAUGCUUCAGACACUACCCUCAAAAGUGCAGCAUCGCUAACUUCGCUGCCAACGGGGACCCAUGUAGGGAUCAAGACACUCCACUUCACCGAGCACACGAGCAGAAGACUCAAGGCGUGUGCCACAAGAAGUCUCUGCUGGCCAUCAUGUGUGCAAAAAGGACUUCAGAAAUAGACAAUUUCCAAAUCAAUUUGGAGAUGGUUCCAGGGCAUGCCAAAGUGGCUUGGCCCUGAUGUUUGACCUUAAUUCAAAAUGUUUACAGGUAAUCUCUGGGCAGGUUGUGUUCUUUCAGGUGUGGAAUUACUUCAUAUUUUCAGGGAAUCUAUUUAGCAAUGCUAAAUGCUUCUUGAGUGUUUUGACAGAAGCAAAGAAACGUAUUUAAUUUUGGUCUGUACUUUUUUUUAGCUGAUUUACAUGACAUUACAUUACAUGUCAUUUAGCUGACGCUUUUAUCCAAAGCGACUUAAAAGAAGUGCAUUUCAACCAUGAGGAUACAAACUCAGAAGAGAAAGAAACAAGAAAGUGCAAUUUCAUCUAAUAAGACGAUUUACAACUUGUUAUAGAUAGGAGCCAUUAUAAGUACAAUUUAAGUGCUACAAUUCGUUAGUGUUUUUAGUGGAAGUAUAGUCUGAAGAGGGGUGUCUUUAGUUUAAAGAUGUAAAGGCUCUCUGUGGUCCUGAUGUCAUCAGAGAGCUCGUUCCACCAUUAAGGAGCCAGGACAAAAAAGAAAAGCCACUGGUAACCAGUGAAGAGAGCGACGGGUGGAGUAGUGAGGGAAAAUUUAGGAAGGUUAAAGACCUUAAAGACAUUCUGGAUGAGCUGCAGAGGUGGAAUGGCGGUAGCCAGGAGAGAGUUACAAUCGUCAAGGCGGGAGAUGACAAUAUCAGUAUUUCUCCAUAUCCAGAAUAUUAAUGAAUCACAACUAAAGCAGAACUACUCCGCUUAGGAUUGUUUAUGAAUGUGGUCUGAUGAGAUAUGAUUAAAUAAUCAAACAAUCCAACAAAUAUUAUCAGACACACUGGGUUCCUCUGGCAGAAACUAAUGUAUUCAUGGGGAUUGUGACAAGAGUCAAAUUCUCUGUCAACCAUCUUUUUAAGACGAAAAAAAGCUUAUAUGAGGAAACCUGAAGUGCAAAAAGGGGUAAAACUGUAGAAUUCUAGAAGAACUCUAAAAUCUAGAAAAUAAGCACACAAUGUGUUCAAUCUAUAUCAUGUCCCAACUCAUCAGCUGCUAGCGUUGCCUUAAUGAAGCCCAGGUGAGGCCCCAGGGGACCAGUGGGUGGACUGGGAACAGUGGGAGCGUGACAGCCACUGAUGACUAGCGACUAAUGACGGAGUCAUUGAUACUACUCGUCGUGAAAGUGGUGUACUGUGGCAUGUUUUUGGUGAUUUCCGUGGUCAGGACGGUCGUCUGGUUAUGCACCAGCAUACGUGUGAGAGUCGUCUCAUUAGAAGAGCUGUGGUCCUCCACUAUACCAGCGUGUAUGGUUUGCACUUGACACGUACAGGUAUGUGGUUCAUGAUGCUUGAUCAAUUAUGUGUCUGCACACUGUGUAGAACACAACGCUGCUACAUAUGAUUAUUAUUAUUAUUAUACUGCACGAUAUGUUUGUCAAACUGUUUGAAUUCUGUAUGUGUACAAUGACAGUGUUUGUGUCUUUCCUUUGUCUGCUAAACCAUGUUGCAUAUUGUAUAUGAGAGAAAGGGAAGAAAGACACAUCACACAAACGAUCUAAAAUAUGCAGCUGUAGAUAAAUCCAUCAGAGGAGAAAGACCAUCAAGUUCCUGUAACCCGUAUUUUCUGGGGCAUGGUUCCAUUGUGUGGAUUAAACAUGAUUGUGUUGGGAUUCGGCCAAUCCCUUUAGGGCCCAAACCAUUAAAGAAGAAACUGCCGUUUCCGUGUCACGGCCACUCAAAGAAAGAUCAAACUUCAUUAACUGUUAUCCACUGUUAUCUAAUCUAAUUUUGUUUGGAAUAUUCUCGUUCUGAUUCUUAAUGACCUGUCACGUCAUAGGGCUCAUGCGAGCUGUUUUUAACUUAAUUAGAUUUAAUUUAAUGCCUCA